AUGAGGCUAGAAGAGGAGAAAGACCCACUUACAGGAAGCCAUAUCCAGCUUACAUUGAUUAGAUGUCUCGACCCCCAAGAAGAUGCUCAUGCUUCAUCAACCGAACAUAUAGGCAUAUUCUCUGUCCAGUGCAUAGCUAUAGAGAAUAAUCCCCUAUUGAAGCUUAGGCUUUUUGGGAAUUCCCUGUCUAGACAAGCUUUUAAUUGGUAUACCAAUUUACCAGGCAAUUCUAUCCAGACGUGGGAACAUAUGGAGAAUUCUUUCCACGACUAUUAUUUCAUAAUCCAGCCAGAAGUCACCAUGAGUGACCUUGCGGCUCUCAAACCAAGUAAGGACGAACCUGCCCAGGAUUUCAUCACCAGAAAGAGAUUCGAUGGAGUGGUGUUUGGAGACUUUGCAAAAUUGGCAGAUAAGGCCUCCAAGUAUGAAGAACUGCUAAGGGAAGAUCAGUAG
Molecule: messenger RNA, 453 nt
Organism: Prunus armeniaca (apricot)
Lineage: Eukaryota; Viridiplantae; Streptophyta; Magnoliopsida; Rosales; Rosaceae
Source: the annotation of a GenBank genome assembly